Molecule: messenger RNA, 807 nt
Organism: Capsella rubella
Lineage: Eukaryota; Viridiplantae; Streptophyta; Magnoliopsida; Brassicales; Brassicaceae
Product: E3 ubiquitin-protein ligase SINA-like 11
Exons: 2
Coding region: 1-807 (268 amino acids)
Molecular function (GO): zinc ion binding
Source: RefSeq, a predicted model, not a curated record
AUGGAGGUUAACAACGUUCACUCGCAAAAGAGGCAGCAUACAGAGAAUGAGACACGAUUGGCGAAGUUGUCGGAUCUUGAUGUUCUUGAUUGUCCGGUUUGUUUCGAGCCUCUCACUGUUCCUACCUUCCAGUGUGAUGAUGGACAUCUAAUUUGCAGUUUUUGCUUAGCCAAAGUGGGUAACAAGUGCCCUGGUCCUGGUUGUGAUUUGUCCAUUGGUAACAAGCGAUGUUUCCCAAUGGAGAAGGUUCUUGAAGCAGUCUUUGUUCCAUGUCGAAAUGCUGAGUUUGGUUGCACAAACAGUUUCUCUUAUGGGAAAGUGUCAAGUCAUGAAAAGGAAUGUAAAUACUCCCACUGCUCUUGCCCUAACCUCGAAUGCAGUUACAAUGGCCCAUACAACAGCAUCUACAGUCACUUUAUGUGUAACCAUCUUUACGAAAGCAUGACUUGUUCCUUUCGUUCCUCUGCUCUUGUUCGGAUAAACGUCAACGAAAAGGUUUUAGUUCUUUACGAGAACAUGGAGAAACUAUUGUUCGUGGUUCAGUGUUUCAAGGAGAGACUUGGUGUUUAUCUUACUCUUAGAAGUAUUGCACCAUCAACUCCAAAAUUAGAGAAGUACUCGUUCUGGCUUUCUUCUAGUGUUGACAGACACACACUUACUUACAAAUCACCAGAAAUGAAGAGGUUUCUUGAAGUGAGUUCUCAGAUCCCUGAAGAGAGUUACAUGUUUUUCCCUAACAGUUUAUUGUGUGGUGAAAUGUUGGAGAUGAGUCUUUCCAUCGUGAUUUCGGACCAAGAGUGGCUCUAG